AUGGCGCACUUCCUCAAUGAGUUGGACAGUGUUGUCGUUGAUCUGAGCGUCGAUCAGUCACAAUUGGAUGCGACUGACGCCAUUGAGUUCAAAGAUAAGGCAGAAGGUAUGUUUCACAAUGUAAAUAAAGCCCUCAAAAGUCUCCAUGCAGCGGCUGAUAAACUUGACGAAGCGUGGAGUACUGCCAAGAUAACUCGUGUAAGUGGAACUUCCAUUGGUAUAGUGGGAGGAGUCCUCACCAUCAUCGGAGGAGUUGCAACAGUAAUGACAGCAGGGGCUGCUACACCCUUGUUAGCUGCAGGAAUGGGCGCUGGCGUCAUCGGAGCUGGUACAAACAUAGUGGGAAAUAUUAAAGAGUCACUCAUCAACUCGAAAGAAAUCAAGAAAGCGGAGAGUGACUUAAUGAAGGCUCUGGAAAGCAUAACGAAUGUUAAAGGGACUAUCCACGAGUGGUUGGAGCACAAAAAGAUAUCCACACUGCACAAAAUUUACAAGAUGGCUGAGGCUAAGAGGUGGAGCAAGCCAGUGAUCAAGCUCCUCGGUGUGAUUUUGCUUGCCGCCAAAGAGGCUUAUAAAGAAAGCCAGGCCUUUGCCGGACCGGCGGCCAAAUUCGUUGCCCCGGAAGCUGGUAAGGCUACUGUAAAAUCGGCUGGGAUAGCUGGUGUAGGAGCUGCUGGAAAGGCUGGUGCAAAGUCUGCCGGCAAGGCUGGUGCAGAGUCUACUGGCAAGGCUGGUGCAAAAGAAGCUGGGAAGGCAGGUGCAGGAGCCGCCGAUGAUGUCUUUCAAGCUGGAACCAAAGCAGGAAGCAAUCUUGCUGGUGGCUUGAUCAUUGGAAUCAGCUCUGUGUUCCUGGCAUGGGAUAUUGUCGAUCUUGGCUGCACUAUCAAAGAUCUCGUGGAAAAGAAAGGAUCAGACGCCGCCAAAGGUCUGAGGCAGAAAGCGGAGAUUCUUGAGAAUAUUAUGAAGAAGUUAGAGGAAGAAGGAUCCAUCUAA
Molecule: messenger RNA, 993 nt
Organism: Pocillopora meandrina
Lineage: Eukaryota; Metazoa; Cnidaria; Anthozoa; Scleractinia; Pocilloporidae
Source: the annotation of a GenBank genome assembly